AACACCGAGGAAAACCGAAGUGCGAGGUUUUGCCCAGUCGCCCGUUUCCGUCUUCCCAGCGCCUGUUAGCCAUUGUCGUCUCUGUACCGGGUUUUCAGGGUUUGAUUGGGCACAAGAGCGAACGUCGACUGCGGUAUUUAAAGUUGAUUGAUAUAUUCAACGAGACGAGAGGAUUUUUUUACAACAGUGGGUGAAUUCAACGGCUGUACUAUCAUGUAUAGCAACGGAUAUUCCAAUCAAACUUCUUACAGACCCCGGCAAAACAGGGAGUAUGGCAACAGGGGCGUGGGUGGGACGUACUGGAACAGCCAGCAGCAUCAUCAACAGCACCACCAGCAGCCCCACCAGACAAAUGCCCAGUCCCAAUCGACGUACACCCUAAAGAAGAAUCCAAAUCAGAAGAAGUGCCCAGGUGAUUCCCUGAAGAAGCCCUCCUGGGACAUGCAGGCACUCCCCCAAAUCACGAAAAACUUGUACGUACCCCAUCCGAACAUCAGAGGUCGCAGCCCCGACGAUGUGACCCAGUACCACAUCGGCAAGGAGAUAACAGUCAAGGGUAACAACACACCCUAUCCAAUCCAGGCAUUCGAAGAGAGCAAUUUCCCGGAGUACGUGAUGCAGGAGAUUCACAAGCAGGGAUUCCAGGAGCCCACAGCAAUUCAGGCUCAAGGUUGGCCAAUUGCCCUGAGUGGACGUGACAUGGUGGGAAUAGCCCAAACAGGUUCAGGCAAGACCCUAGCAUACAUUCUCCCAGCAACUGUUCACAUCAAUCAUCAGCCUCGUCUUACACGUGGUGAGGGUCCAAUUGUCCUGGUGCUUGCUCCAACAAGAGAGCUUGCCCAACAAAUUCAGAGUGUUGCUCGUGAUUUUGGCACCGCCUCGAACAUUCGGAACACCUGCAUCUUUGGUGGUUCACCCAAGGGGCCACAGGCACGUGAUCUCGAGCGAGGUGUUGAAAUUUGCAUUGCCACUCCAGGGAGACUCAUCGAUUUCCUCGAGAAGGGUACGACAAACCUGCGCAGAUGUACUUACUUGGUAUUGGAUGAGGCUGAUCGCAUGCUCGAUAUGGGCUUCGAGCCCCAGAUAAGAAAAAUCAUUGAGCAGAUCAGACCUGAUCGUCAGGUACUCAUGUGGUCAGCCACGUGGCCAAAGGAGGUUCAGGCACUCGCUGAGGACUUUCUCAGUGAUUACAUUCAAAUUAAUAUUGGAUCUCUCACCCUCGCUGCUAAUCACAAUAUUCGACAAAUAAUUGAGAUCUGUCAGGAGCAUGAGAAGGAGUCCAAGCUAGCUGGGUUGCUCCGUGAAAUAGGCUGUGAACGUGGAAAUAAAACAAUAAUUUUCGUCGAGACGAAGAAGAAGGUCGACGAUAUUACAAAGGCUAUUAAACGUGACGGGUGGUCUGCUAUUGCCAUUCAUGGAGAUAAAUCACAGCCAGAGCGUGAUUUUGUUCUAUCGGAAUUCAGAAAUGGAAAAACAUCGAUUCUCGUGGCAACUGAUGUAGCAGCUCGUGGUUUGGACGUUGAGGAUGUCAAGUAUGUCGUUAAUUUUGAUUAUCCCAAUAGUUCGGAGGAUUAUAUCCACAGGAUUGGGAGGACUGGUCGUUGUCAGGCCGCUGGAACUGCUUAUGCCUAUUUCACACCGAAUAAUGCACGCCAGGCUAAAGAGCUGAUAUCAGUUCUCGAGGAGGCUGGACAGGCUAUUAAUCCCCAGCUGGCUGAUUUGGCUAAUUCACAGAGGGGCAAUUUCGGCAAGGGUCGUCAGCGUUGGAAUACUGCUCGUCCAUCCAACAAGGAGAACAAUUCCAGUCCAAGGAGCAAUUCCAGCCCCACUGGCAACACUUGGCACAAUAAUCAUCAUGGCAAUGGUUAUCAGCAUCACCAGAAUGGACAGGAGAGGCAGAUGAUGCCGAGGCAGCAUGGAUAUGUUCCCAGAAAUGUUCAGGGAUAUCAGAACAAUUAUCAGGGACAGCAGCGACAGGACAGUGGGUACCAUCAGAAUGGGUAUCAGAAUGGUAGUAAUCCAAAUUAUCAGGGGAAUCAGGGACAGCAGAGGUAUCAGAAUCGUCCCAAUGGGUAUCAGGGGAAUCGCAUUAAUUCGGCACCGAGACAGAAUGGAUAUCCAGCACCUGGUAAUCAAAAUGGACAGGGACGCUACUCUAUGCCACCGCCUUUCAUCAUGUCUUCUGGUGGAUAUGCUGAUUCUGGAAUUCAGAGUAUUGUUAACAACAAAUUCUUCCAGACUAACAGACCACCACCAACUGCCAAUGCCUGUGCUUAUCAGUCCAUGAGCUAUGGACAGUUUCAGGCUGUUCCACCUUAUGGUUAUCCCUAUCCACCGACACCUGUACAACAGUGAGAUCUCAUUCAUGUUCAGGUAAAUUAAACAGUGGGGGUUUGUUGUUUUUGAGGGGUCAGCUAAAUUCAAGGUAUUGAUAUCGUAUAUGUGUAAUCGUAUUAACAAUUUUCACAUUGAAAAAUAUUAUGGGGAAGAUCGAGGAAAUUGAUUUCAGUGUUCCUGGGUAGAUAGGAUGCAUACCACAUUUUCUUUUCUGUUUCGUCCAGUUAUUAUUAGGGUUUUCUCACAUUAUUUUAGUUUUUAUUUUAUCGUUCAGUUUUCUGUUUCCCCCGUUUUUUUUUUCUAUGGUACUUUGUCUGGAAUGAUGCGAGACAUUGGCGAAAUUCAUUCUCGAGGGGUUGAAAUAUUUUUUCGUUGAUUCUGGGCUCAUGCACUGCAUAUUUCUCGAGUACAAUUCGUGAGUAAUUCGUUGGAUAAUCGAGUUAGAGGGGUAAUCAAGUGGAAAAUGUCAGAAAAAAAUUAAUAAUGCGCCAAUUUGAGGCACAUUCCAGUCGAGUCAUUGACGUAGAUGAUAGCUCGGAGAAAAUAGCAAGUGGUAUAAUGAAGAUAUAUUAAUAAUUGAAAAUGAUAAAACAUGAGAUGAUAAAAUAAUUAUCGAUUAAUACGGCCACGAGUAUAACUGAAAUGUUGGUCGGAUAAAAAAUUUACCUUUAAUGCUAAUUGAAUAGUAAUCUCUUCGCAAAAUAAUCAUUAUGUACAACUAUCUGUAUGCUUUUCUGAAAUGCACGAAACGUAUAGAAGGGGGGUGGGUUAGGAUAAUUCAUAAUUUAUAAUUUAAUUUAAUGGGAAAAAAAAAACGAAAAGAGUUAUAAAUGGAGGCGACACUGUUUGCGUGAAUAAAGGAAAUGAAAAACACUGCUGAAGACGCUCUACAGAACAAAAGUAGACAAUUAAAAGAAAUUGAAUUAAAAAAAAAACGUUAAGGCCUUUUGCAUAAAAAAGUAAGUGAAGAGCCCAUUGCGCCCAAAGAAGUCGAAACAAAAAAAAAACCGAACAGUUCUCGAAAUCUGUCGGUGAAUUGCGACGAGACUGGAUGUGUCUCGAUAAUUUCCAAAAGAAAAAUAAAAACAAAGGAAUAAUUAAUUGAAAUUUCAAUAAAUGGGUUUCAAAUGGGCGCAUAGUCCGCAUGGCUGUGCAAACAAAUAGCUCGGUACCUUAUUUUUGUAUGAAGUUAUGAUAAAAAAAAUGUCACAAGGUGAAGAAACUAAAAGUAAUUUGUUGUUAGACCAACAAAUUGUGAAAAAAAAACAUGAAAAUGUUAUAUUUUAUGCAACUGGCCACCGAGUGGCCCUCACAAAGUGCAGGCACGUGCAUUAAGUGGGCCGGAAUAUUUAAUAUUAUAAUGAAAAAGAAAAAAAAAACAAAUCUAAAGUCCCCUAAUUGUACCUGUUUUUAGUUCCUCAUUUCUGAGAUGCGUCUAAAUUAAUCUAUUUCUCAUCCCAUUAAUUUUUUUUUUCUUUUGACUCAUGUCCUAGUUUAAUCGAAUACAACUUCUAGGUUGUCAGUGUUUUCUUUUAAUGUAUUAGAAAUGAACCGAUAGGAGAAGAUGUGAAGAUAAUUGUCCAACCCGUGUUUUCAAUACCUAGGCGUCUUGCGCAAUUAAAAUAAAUAAUCCUACGAUUUACGUUCUCUAUCUCAAAUGGCUCGUGUUAGUAAAGGGCAGGUUUCAUUAAUUAAUUUUUCUCAUUAACACACUGAAGAUGAAAAAAAUGAUGUUUCGGCUAUUGAGCGGCCGGGCGCUGCGCUUUAAUUUAAUAUUUAUAGGGAAAUAAAGAAAAAAUGAGAGAAGAUAAAACCACAAAAUAAAUGAUAACAAAUGCCUUAUCAUAACGAGGAUCUCCGAGACCAACGGUAUUUAACUGUUUUUCUUUUUAUUAUUAUUUUUUUUUUGCAUGUGUAUGUUUUUUGGCGGCCCUCCACAAUCCGCGUCUCACGUCUGAUCGAGCUUUUUCUCUCAAAUCAAUUGAUAACAAGCAGAAUAAUAUAUAAUUAAUUAAAAUGAAACGCACACUUUUGAAUCUCAGGUAAAUGUGACAACAGACCCGAGAUGAUUUUAUCAUUUGUGAUGAAAAACAAUUUUCUCAAUCAAUCAAUUGCAUUUUUUCGCGUGUAAUGAAAUCGACGGACGAUGAGAAAUUUCAUUAUAUAUAUAUAUAUAUAUUAUUUUUUUUUUUUUUCAAAACGAAGAAGAAACAUUGAUACACAAGUGGGUGAAAGAGAGGGAAACUGAGGGAUUAAGGAAAGCUGGAGGCUCCCGUACAUUAGCGUAUGCCUUUCGUCGUAUUAAUUAACGUGAAUAAUUAAUUAACAACAGCGGAGGGUAAACGCGUAGUUCUGUGAUAUGUAAAAUGUAGCGCAUAGAAAAAAAACACUGAGAGAAAUAACUACAAUAAAUGAAAAAAUAAAAAAAUGAAGUUGUGGAUAAAAAUGAGAAAUUUAAAUUCUGAUGCGCGACAUUGGAUUUAAAAAUAGGGGGAGGGAAAAUGUGAAAAACUUAUCUCACCUCAUUUUUAUAUAUGUGGUAUACCAUAUCAUGUUAAAAACAAUAAUGAGUCGAUGAAUUUGCUCCAUCGUACUUGGGACUUAAAGGGAAAAAAAAAGUAAUUAAAGAAAAGAGACAAGGAUUAAUAAAUUGAGAUAAGAAAAUGGCAGUUUUGUGAGUCUCCCAACUGAUUGGUCCAAUUGAAGGAAAAAAAAUAUGAAGGGGCUUUUUGUGGUUGAAUUUUUCAAAUAAAGCAAUUAAUUUACAAUGAGAAUAAUUAAAUGGAAUAAAUAAAUAAUGAAAAAAAAAAAACUUAGUAGACAAAAAACUAUGAAUAAACGGGGCAACGACGAGAUCUCUGCUAACUGAUACUCUUUACUGUGAAAAACUCCGACUGUUAGGUAGAUAUUGUUAGGAAAUAGUUGAAUUAUUUUUUUUGGAAAAGAAUAAUAAAAAACAAAUACGAUUUGUGGGAGAAUGGCAUUUAUUCGAUGCUAAUUGCCAAUUUGUCAGGGUUUUUUGAACUCCUCAACAAAUGCAAUACACUCUUUUCAUCUGCAAGACACAUGCACAUUUAAACGAUAAUAGAAUAGCAGAAGAAAAUUCAUUAAUGAGAUUAACAAUUUUUCAAUGAAAAAUUUAGGAAUGAGUAAAACGUGUCGCUAAUUGAUGAGAAAGAUAGGCGUGCUUUAUAUGAAUCGAGGAUUGCCAUUUAUGUAAAUAAAUAACGUAUUUAUACAUUUAAAAUAUUAUCAAUAGGAUUUUUUCGUUGAGUGGUUAAACGGAUUAUUUAUUUUUAAUCACGAGAAUAAUAACGUUGAGUUUCUGGCACUCCACAGCAGAAUUGAAGCAUCAGCUUGGUCUCACUAUUGUUCUUCUUUAUUUUACAACAUUUUUCGUUCAGUUAUCGUCGUUAAAUUGAAAUUAAUCAAUCCUACAAUCGAUAAAUAAAAGAAAUAACGAAUUUACGUCGUCACGCGACUCAGAAAUAAUUGAAUGCGGUAUUCAAUCGGGGGACGAGAAUAAGAGCAAAUUUUUUAGAUUUAUUGAAACAAAUGUCUAAAAACGAGGUAAACUGUGAACUUCUAGUACCUUGAUUAUAACUGAGCGCUGUGAUAUCGCGUACUAAAACGUGUCUUUUUUUUUUCUCUUUCUUAUUAAUUGUAAAUCGUAAAUGUGCAUAAGGUAAAUGUUGAAACAAUCUCCUUUUUAUACAAGACUGAUCUUUCGCCAAUUUAUACGAGAGUACGAGGAAAAUAACGAAGAAUAAACGUUUAAUGUGUAUUUGGAUUUUUCGUCGGGUACAGCCGAGGAAAGACGUUUGUUCAUUUCGUGGGUUAAGAUGUCGAUAAAACGAUAAUAACACAUUUUGUAUAUUAAUUGAUUGUGCUAAAGGAUAUAUUUUAUAUUGAAUCGUACUAAAAUGCCGUCCGAUGAGUGGGAACGGCUAAUUCCCAAUUGCGUUUAUUCCGUUAUAAUUUUUCUCUCUUAAAUUCACGAUAAAUAUUACCGAAUAUACGAUAUUUUACACCUCAUCCCCAAAUUCACUAUCGAAAUAUGAAAUUUUAAUAAAGAAUUUUCCCACAUUUUCAUGAAAUUUUCGGGAGAAAUGACGAGGAAAAAAUUCAUAUAAAAUAGACGAACGUGUGUUAGUUUAGUCUGAUGAACACCUACCUUUCUCGAGAAUUUGACACGCCGAAUAAUUAUAGAAAAACAGUAAUUAUCGAUCAUAAUUAGGGGAUUGUCACGAUUAAUUUAUUCAAGAACAUGAUUAAUCAACGCAUUUAUCGGUGAAAAAAAAAAUAGCCUAGAGUCUAGUCAAAAUCAUAAAUACCAACUGUACUGUAUUACACUGAUAACGCAUAAUUAUUCGUUUAUCCGAGGGGAGUAAUUUGCUUUUUUUCACAAAGUGAUAUUGUAGGGGAAAAACGUGAAAAAUGGGAAUAUAAUUGGGCGAAGUUAGCAGGCUUGUAUAAGUUCUAUAUUUGAUAUACUAGUUUGGAAUAUUAACUGGAUAUUAACUAUUAAAAAAAAAACACGAGAAACAAAGAUAAGAGAGUACCAAGAAGCCGUUCCCUGGUCGUUAGCCGAGUGUUUAUUCCAAUUGAAUAGUUUUUACAGUUGAUAUGAGAAAAUAAUUAACAUAAAAAGUGCAAGUGGGGGAGAUGAAUUUAAUGGGAAUUUAUGAAACAUAGAGAAAAAUCGUAUUUAUUUUCUGACCAUGACAUUAUUUGGGAGAAUUUAAUUAAAAUGAUGAAAACACAGUGAUAUUAAUAUCAUACUGCUCCAAUUUUUCUCGCGAGAGAUGGUGAAAAAAAUAAUUGAUGAGUAAUUAACGUUAAUAGGAAGUCCUGAAACAUGUAAUGGAGGAGCAACCCCUUAAGUAGUCUCGUUAACGCCUUCUGUCAUUAAUUUUUUUCUGUUUUUUUUUUUGGUUCGAGGUAAUGAAAAAUAUGAAGCCAAGAUUUAUGUGUGAUUUAUGAAAAUAAAAGGGAGACAAACUCGUUAAUUACGACAAGGCCCGAGGAAUGUGAAGAGGAUAAUGUUUGAUUGAUGAUUAAUAAAUGAACAAUUAUUUAAUUUAUCACAGGUUAAUAUGGAGACAAAUUUUUAUUGUAAAAGUAACGGAAAAAUGUAAUUUUCAAAAUGGGUAAAUUACUGCUCUACAUUCAGAUUCUCUUCUGUAGGUUUCACUAAAGUGCAUUUCUUGUAUGUUAUACAGUAUUAUGAAUAGAGAAUAAAAUAAAGAAAAAUCAUAUUGCACCUUUA
Molecule: messenger RNA, 7606 nt
Organism: Fopius arisanus
Lineage: Eukaryota; Metazoa; Arthropoda; Insecta; Hymenoptera; Braconidae
Product: DEAD-box ATP-dependent RNA helicase 20
Exons: 3
Coding region: 214-2355 (713 amino acids)
Cellular component (GO): cytoplasm; ribonucleoprotein complex; nucleus
Molecular function (GO): RNA binding; ATP binding; RNA helicase activity
Source: RefSeq, a predicted model, not a curated record